Alternaria atra is the source of this 579-nucleotide messenger RNA. RefSeq lists its product as uncharacterized. The transcript has 3 exons. The record is from RefSeq and is a predicted model, not a curated record. The coding region runs from base 1 to 579 and encodes 192 amino acids. Lineage: Eukaryota; Fungi; Ascomycota; Dothideomycetes; Pleosporales; Pleosporaceae.
AUGGCACCUCCGUCUUUCCGCGAUCUUCUCGGCAUGCCCGCUUCCACAGCCUCGACUAGCGACUCUGCUCUUCUUGUCAUCGACGCUCAAAAUGAAUAUGCAUCAGGUGCUCUUACCGUAACAAACGCCGCAGCGAGCGGAAAGGUCAUCGCCGACCUUCUCGACAAGUACCGAAAAGCCAACGGCAAGAUCAUCCACAUUCUGCACCAAACACCGGAAGGUGCACCCGUCUUCACACCUGGCACCGACCUGGCAGAAGAGUUCAAGGAAGUUAAGGCAAAGGAUGGGGAAGAGAAGAUCUGGAAGAACUUCCCUGGAUCUUUCGAGCAAACCUCUCUCCACGAGACACUGGAGAAAAUGGGUAUCAAGAAGCUAGUCCUGACUGGCUACAUGGCACACGUCUGCGUGUCCACCACUGCCCGCGAGGCUUUCCAGAAGGGAUACGAAGUUAUUCUUGUCGAGGACGCUAUCGGUGAUCGCGAUAUCCCCGGUGUUAAGGGUGACGAGGUCACCAGGGUGGCAUUGGCAGAGCUGGCAGAUGUUUUCGGCACAGUUGUCAAGAGCGCCGACAUCAAGUAA